Molecule: messenger RNA, 402 nt
Organism: Ostertagia ostertagi
Lineage: Eukaryota; Metazoa; Nematoda; Chromadorea; Rhabditida; Trichostrongylidae
Source: the annotation of a GenBank genome assembly
AUGAAUGAUAAAUUUCAGCUGGCUGAAGUGAUUGUCAAUGAGGUAAAUCCUAAGUUGCAAAAACUCAAGCAAAUGCUGAUAGCAAGGGGACUCUCCGAAUACGAUAUUGAAUGGACCGUACAAAAUCAAAUUCUUCGAGUGGCAAUCAAGCCAAAGAGCGCAACUGGGGUUAUAUCGCCGGUGAGGUCGAUUGACAACAUGCUUUGCAUCGAGGUGAACGUCACCAAAUUAGCACGAAGGGUAAAACGAUCUGUGUUGUCAUCGGAUAUUGAUGUGACUUGCCUGAAUCCAGUGGCUAAAUGUAAAGGACUCGCGUGCUCCUACUGUACAGACAUCGAUAUCAAUCCAGUUUCUUCAAGCGUACCUGGCGAUGAAUUCCACAACUGUAUUCCUAAGUUCUGA